Messenger RNA from Brienomyrus brachyistius, 2661 nucleotides. It is a transcript of the gene klf4, whose product is annotated as Kruppel-like factor 4. The record is from RefSeq and is a predicted model, not a curated record. The transcript has 3 exons. Lineage: Eukaryota; Metazoa; Chordata; Actinopteri; Osteoglossiformes; Mormyridae. Gene Ontology annotation, biological process: regulation of transcription by RNA polymerase II. The coding region runs from base 519 to 1796 and encodes 425 amino acids. Gene Ontology annotation, molecular function: DNA-binding transcription factor activity, RNA polymerase II-specific; RNA polymerase II cis-regulatory region sequence-specific DNA binding.
UAAAAGUCGGGGGAAGCCCAUUCACGCGCUCUAGCGCUGGGUUUGACGUUACCGUGCGAGCGCGUUCCAUGGCAGCGGCAUCCGCAGCGGCAGGGAAUCCCUCCCCGAGAGUCGCCGCAUUCUGAGCGCUUUACGUUACAGAUCCGCGGCCUCCUUCCUUUCGGAUCCGCUUCAUGUGUCGCCUUUGCAGCAGUGACACCGGUGUCAUUCGGAGCGACUGAGAAGAACAUUGUCAAAGUGUUCUGUUGCACACAAAGGCUGCAUCCAGCAGGGGGAAUUAUAAGCAAAAAAAAAAUAAUAAUAAUAAAUAAAAAUAAUCCUUGAUGAGGUGCGUUUUCGGAUUUGGUGUAGAAGAUCAUUUUGUUCUUCUCCAUCCAGCGCUGUUAUUUUCGCCGGUCCUCGGGUAACUUUUGAGAGGACAGAAGACUAUUUGCUAUAACCUGACAUUUUUUUUUUUGAAGAAUAAAAAUUACAUUUUGCUGUGUUUUUGCAGGCAGCCGCCGUCAAGUGACUUCGAUAUGGCAUUAAGCGGUACGCUUUUGCCGUCAAUAUCUACGUUUGCUAGUAGUCCAACUGUCAAGAAUAAAUCGAAAGGACCGGGGUUAGCCAACUCAAGAUGGAAGGAAGAGCUCUCCUUUUUAAAGAGACCCUACACACCUUCAGGUGGAAGUUGUCCCGAUGAAGAGAUCCUGGCAGGACUGGCUAAAAAGGAGCCCGAAGACUUGCUGGACUAUGAUUUCAUCCUCUCCAACACAAUGCUACAGCAGCAACAGGAAACCAUCGCCAGCAACUCUCAAAACCUACCACCCUCCCCAGCUCCUUAUCAGCUCCCCUCUCCUCAGGGCACUUCUAGUGAUGUCCUCUACGCCAUCCCCGACGUCAAUGACAUGCCCCCCUCAGGGGGCUUUGUGGCAGAACUUAUGCGACCAGAUCUGGAUCCUGCAUACCUGCAACCAACCAGCGUACAUGGAAAGUUUGUGGUCAAAACUACCAUGGACAUAGCGGACUAUAGCCAGAACCACAGUGUCACUAAAACCAGCCCUUCUCUGGAGUCGUCUUUGCCCUUCGUUUGCAAUAGGAUAAAGAAGGAGAACCCUACCACUUGCACCAUUACCCAACCAAUAGAUCCACACCUUGGCAUUAACUCACACUCUGGGACUUGCCAAAGAGCCCAUCUUGAGCAUCACGCAUUUCCCCCCGGCCAUCCAAGGGUGGGCACCCGUCUAUCAGGAGAAGACAUACUAAGCAGAGACCAUCACCCCUCUUCUCAGGUUAUAAGUCACUCGCCAUUGCCUCUUCCCCAGAGCUACCAUGUCCCCGCAGGCUACCCUCCCUUCCAGCCGCCUCCAUCCUUGCAGUACCAAGGUCAGUCCUGUCUAAGUGUUUUUGAAGAACAUUUGUGCAUUCUCCAUUGCCCACCUGAGGCUAUGCUCACUCCACCCUCUUCACCCCUAGAGCUCAUGUCCCCGGCAGAAUCUUUGCCAGAAGAGCCCAAACCCAAGCGAGGGCGCCGAUCUUGGCCCAGGAAAAGAAUAGCCACACACACGUGUGACUAUGCGGGCUGCGGAAAGACCUACACCAAAAGCUCCCAUCUGAAAGCGCACCACAGAACUCAUACAGGAGAGAAGCCUUAUCACUGUGACUGGGAGGGCUGUGGUUGGAAGUUUGCCCGUUCAGAUGAACUUACACGCCACUACAGGAAACACACCGGCCAUCGCCCUUUCCAGUGUCAAAAAUGUGAGCGGGCCUUCUCCAGGUCAGAUCACUUGGCCCUGCACAUGAAACGGCACUUAUAAGACUACUCAGAAAGGUAAAACCUAAUGAAAUUUGGGACUUUAUACUGUGCACUGCCUUUGAGCUACGGCCAUGCGACACACGCUGACGUCAAUGACAAAACAACUGACAACUAGGGCUUGAAAAGCAGGUGAUGUCAUUGGCUUCCAGUGACCAGCAGAAGACUCUUGAGAUCUAUCAUUACUCCCUGGGACUUAACUGGAAUGAUUAUCCCGACGCAGACAAAACUUGGAGGACCAAGUGCCAAAGUAUGACUGGAAAUCUAUGAAUUUCAGGGGAAAAAAUACAAAAAGAUUACCAGUAACAAAGAGGCCUUCAACCUUCAUAAUUACAUCUCUCUUCUGGAACACACUGUGCAACAUUGUAUUAAAAAUCUAUUUUGUAUUGUUUUAACAGGCCAUUCAGUUUGGGUAAAAAAAUCAUUUAAAGUAAGUUACAAGAUGGUGCUUAGUGACUUGCGUAUUUAUGGUACCUAAGGAGGGGGCUAAGAGAGGAACACGGCGCAAAGUUCACCCAAACUCCACUGAAUGCUUUUGGGAAGCUUGGCCCUUUUUAAGUGCCAUAUGGAUAUCUGUGAGUUUCUUACAAAGUUUUAUUCCACAUGCUUGACAACAAUCAGGUGAAUGUUUUACUUCUAAGCAGUGAUGUCAGUUUUCACUACACUGUGGUUACAAAGUGCAAUAAUGUCUUAUAUGGAACAUUUUUGAGAGAAUAGUCUGAACAAAGGUUUUUAACACUAAAUAAUAUAAUCUGCUUAAUUUUGUAUAUUUGUAAAUAAAUGUUCUAUUGAAGCUGGAAUUUGUAUGUACAGUAUUAUCACAACACUAUGCAUCAAAUAAAACUUAUUUAAAUGUUGGUACAUUUUAA